This is a messenger RNA of Drosophila innubila, 1362 nucleotides long. RefSeq names its product non-specific lipid-transfer protein. Gene Ontology annotation, molecular function: acyltransferase activity, transferring groups other than amino-acyl groups. The record is from RefSeq and is a predicted model, not a curated record. The coding region runs from base 87 to 1310 and encodes 407 amino acids. NCBI's taxonomy places the organism in Eukaryota, Metazoa, Arthropoda, Insecta, Diptera, Drosophilidae. The transcript has 4 exons.
UUAUCUAAAUUUGUUAUUGUGGGCAGAUUUCAGUUUAUACUGAACACUUGCCUAGUGAACGCCGGGAACAACAGACGCAAUACAAAAUGACCAAGACAAGGGUUUACGUUAUCGGUGUCGGCAUGACCAAGUUCGAGAAACCUGGUCGCCGUGCUGACGUUUGCUAUCCAGACUUUGCCAAGGAGGCAGUUACUAAGGCUCUGCAGGAUGCCAACAUUAAGUACGAGGAGGUGCAACAGGCUGUCGUUGGUUACGUCUAUGGUGACUCCACCUGUGGACAACGCGCAGUCUACGAGGUGGGCAUGACAGGUAUUCCCGUCUACAAUGUGAACAACAACUGCUCCACGGGCUCCAGUGCCUUGUAUCUGGGCAAGCAGAUCAUCGAGUCUGGCAGUGCGGAUUGUGUCCUGGCCCUCGGCUUUGAGAAGAUGGAGCGCGGAUCAUUGGCAGCGAAGUACUUUGACCGUGCCAAUCCCAUGGAGCGUCACAUCACUGAAAUGGGAGAACUGACUGAAAUCGGAGCAGGACCAAUGGCUGCCCAGAUCUUUGGCAAUGCUGGCAAGGAGCACAUGAAGAAGUACGGCACAAAACCCGAACACUUUGGAAAGAUUGCCUGGAAGAAUCACAAGCACUCCGUCAAUAAUCCUUACUCGCAGUUCCGCGAUGAAUACACUUUGGAGCAGAUUAUGAAGUCGCCCCAGGUGGUCGAGGGAGUGCUGACAAAGCUGCAGUGCUGUCCCACAUCGGAUGGCUCUGGAGCAGCUAUUUUGGCCUCCGAGCAGUUCGUGCGUCGUCAUGGCUUGGAGAAGCAGGCUGUGGAGAUCGUGGGCAUGGAGAUGGCCAGUGAUCCAGAGUCGACGUUCGCUGACAAGAGUCUGAUGAAGAUUGCCGGCUACGACAUGACUCGCCUGGCUUCCCAGCGCCUGUUCGCCAAGAGUGGAUUUAAGCCACAGGAUGUGCAGGUCGUGGAGUUGCACGAUUGCUUCUCGGCCAACGAGCUGGUCACCUACGAGGCGUUGGGUCUCUGCGGAGAGGGCAAGGCUGGCGAGUUCAUCGACGCUGGCGACAACACUUAUGGCGGCAAGUUUGUGAUCAAUCCCAGUGGCGGUCUGAUCUCCAAGGGUCAUCCACUGGGUGCCACGGGAUUGGCUCAGUGCGCCGAGCUCUGUUGGCAAUUGAGAGGCUUGGCCGAGAAGCGUCAAGUGCCCAAUGUGCAGCUGGCUCUGCAGCAUAAUCUGGGUCUGGGUGGAGCCGUUGUGGUGGGUCUGUAUCGUCUGGGCUUCCCUGGCGCCAACAAAGCCAAGUUGUAAACUCUUUAUUGUUUGAUUUUGUAAAUAUAUAUUAAUGUUGUGUUUUAAAUAC